AUGUGUAUAAGUAAACUUGAAAAUGGUUUGAUUUUGUUGACGAAACAUAUCAGCUUUCCACGACUGGAAGGCCCUUAUAUAGAAACACCAUCGUCAACAGCGGGCCCUUCCCAACAACAGGUUCUCGACCCGUGGCGAGAAAGCCCAUUGCUCGUUUGCAAGCCUUUGCAAGGCCAUCUCCUGGAGCGCUCUUCGCCCCUGAUGCCAAACGUUAUGACUUCAGAUGUGACGUACCUUGGCACAUUCCGGGGUGAUGACAUCAUGGCAAAAAGCAUAAAUAUGUCACGUGAUAUGUAUCUCUGCCGCCAAAUCUGGGGAGAAGAAGACUAUGGGAUACGAGCUGAACGAAGAAACAGGCAGAAGGAUAUCCAUAACGGCGGUUGUGGCGAGGCGAUCAGCAGCAAGCGAUUCAGAAACGGAAACAUGCAAACAAGGAAUGAUAAUGUCCAGCGAAGAAAGAUAUGCAUGGGGUUCCCAAGAAAGAAUAGAAACAUGAACAUCAAUUAA
Messenger RNA from Trichophyton verrucosum HKI 0517, 507 nucleotides. RefSeq lists its product as uncharacterized. The transcript is spliced from 2 exons. The record is from RefSeq and is a predicted model, not a curated record. The coding region runs from base 1 to 507 and encodes 168 amino acids. NCBI's taxonomy places the organism in Eukaryota, Fungi, Ascomycota, Eurotiomycetes, Onygenales, Arthrodermataceae.